Molecule: messenger RNA, 1608 nt
Organism: Penicillium verhagenii
Lineage: Eukaryota; Fungi; Ascomycota; Eurotiomycetes; Eurotiales; Aspergillaceae
Exons: 2
Coding region: 1-1608 (535 amino acids)
Molecular function (GO): ubiquitin binding
Source: RefSeq, a predicted model, not a curated record
AUGGGGGACCCUGUUGAGGAGGAUACUUGGACAGAGCUUGAGAAGAGCUAUUGUCCACCUGUAGACUCUGCCUUAUUUGCCGCGAUUGCCUCCGAAUACAAUCUGUCCUUACCUGAUCAUGUCAACCAGCUGAAACAAUGCCUGGAUGCCAUCAAGGAGCUAGCCACCGAGCAAGAGAAUCUUCCUUUUGAUCCCUCUGGUACUGCAAAUGACCCCGAUACAGGCGGGUUUUGUUCAGAGAACGAAACAUCAGUCCAUGGCUACACCGCAACCGAUGUCACAAGCAUCUCUGGGGAUGGACGUGGUAAAAGUGGUAACCGCGCCACAUAUACAGUAGCGGCUGAUGGAUCUCUAGAGCUUACCGGAGCAACGAACGAUGACAAAGUGGAUGCUCUGAUGGAGAUGUUCCCCACCAUGACUCGCUUGGAUGUGGACCAGACGCUGAAGAAGAGCAGUGAAGAUGUUGACAGGGCAAUGGACGUUCUUUUGAAUUUGUCAUUCUUUCACAAAACCCAAGCAGCUGAGGAUGGCGACGACGAUGAUCAAAUAUUCAUUCCUAAAGGCAUCGACGGUUUUAAAGUUGGCGGUGACGAUACCAACCGUCAAUCUGGACGAAAGAAAAAGCGCAACAAAAAACAGAAAGCCCAUCUUCUAACGGAGACGCCAUAUAUGGAGUCUCCGAUUGCAAACAAGUGGGAGGCUGGUAUGGCUGAUAUCGCCUUCAUCUGCUCCCGGGCCCCAGAUGUACCAAAGGAAAAAGUCAAUUCUGUUUAUCAUGCCAAUGGAAUGUCCUUGCCAGCGACCAUUCAAGCAGUGGCCUUUACUGAGGCCCCCAAAGACGCCAUUGAGAUUGAUGAUGACCCAGUCAUGCUGGCACAAGUAAUUGAACUUUCACAAGAUUACCCUACAAUUGCGAGGAUUGAUCUGGUCGGGUUACUGAGGAUUACUCGCAACUUGAUCUCUGCCGCAAGUGAAUUAGCGGCAGUGAUGGUUCAACAGCCUCAGUUUUUAGCCAAAGAUUUCAUCAAACUAAAGGUCGCCCCGCUGGAACUCAGUGAAGACGAAGAAGAUUCUGGGCCGAGCCGCCGAAGGGGUGCUCCUAGUAACCCGCUUGAUUACGAACAGGCACGGGCAGCCGCUGAAGUGAAUUUCGCGGCAGGAUCCGCAGCAUAUCAGCAAGCAAGCCAGGCCGCCCGACGUGCCAAGUCCAAUCCCUUGUAUGCUGGUGCAACCGCGGUAUAUCGCCAACGGGGACAAGAGCAUCGUGCGCUCGCUAUGGAACAACUGGCGACCGCCUCCGAUAGGCUUGUAGAUCGGCCGUCGGUCAAUUGCGACCUCGAUCUACACGGGAUCACUGUGGUCAAUGCCAUUCGCAUCACCCGUGAACGGGUUGGGGCCUGGUGGGACAAUCUGGGAGACACCCGGCAUGUCCGCGGAGGCGGCAAGCAUGUGCAUGGUGGUUACAAGAUCGUUACCGGUGUCGGCAAUCAUAGCCAUGACGGUACAUCUCGCCUGGGCCCUGCCGUUAGCAAAAUGUUAAUGCGGGAGGGGUGGCGCGUGGAAAUUGAACGGGGCUUCCUUGUUGUUAUAGGGAAGGCACGGAACUGA